AUGCCCGCAUAUGACACCGGCGGAGAUCGCGCGCCCGGCGAUGUUCUCCUGGUACACCAUAACGAGAAUGAGUCUGACACUUUCGUCCGCUUCCCUAUCCCUUCCGACGAUCCAAACGACCCAUUGAACUGGAGUAUUUGGCGCAAGAUCCUGAACUUUGCGCUCGUAUCGGCGCAGACGGUGGCGGUAUUCACGGCCCUGUCCACGCAAACCCGCUUUUGGCAGCAGAUGUCUCCCGAGCUGGGUCUAAGCUUCGAGCAGCUCAACAACGCCCAAUCGGCCCAGCUGGCCGGCCUAGCCAUGGGCUGUGUGCUCUUCAUCCCAUUGACAAAGAAGUAUGGCCGCCGUUCAACAUACGUGGUGUCAACUGCGGUAAUGGCUGCCGUGAGUUGGUGGUCCACAUAUAUGAAAACAGAUGCGGAGCUUUUCCUGACAAAUCUGUUCUACGGCCUGGCGGGUGCGACAAAUGAAACAGUUGUGCAGAUGACUAUCGCAGAUAUUUUCUUUGUCCACCAACGGGGCACCGCUAAUGCCUUCUACAUAACUGGUGUCAUGAUAGGCAGCUUCUUGACUCCAAUGGCAGCUGGCAUUCAAGCAAAAUAUACCGGCUGGAGAGACUCGUACCUCGCUCUAGCAAUAUCGCUCUCGCUACUGUUUGUCGUUUUCUUAUUCACAUACGAAGAGACAAAGUAUGUACCUGUUUUACAAGGCGUCUCUGAAGCGAGUCCUUCAGAGGCACAGCAUCUGGAUGGUGAGGACGAGAAGGACAAGGUCGAUGGCUUAGACGUCUCCCUCCACCAAGCGAACAGCAAUGCUAGAGGAGCCGAGCCCAUUCCUCCGGCCUCUUACCGCCAGCGUCUCCGCUGGAUCACAUACUCCUCGGAGUCGCCCUGGAAGAUUGCGUACUUCCCGGCCUACAUCAUCCUGCUUCCACACGUUCUCUUCAGCGCCGUCCAGUACGCUGCGGGGAUAAGCUGGCUCGUGAUCAUGGCCUCAACCAUCCCCAUCGUCUUCACUCAGCCGCCGUAUAACUUCGACACAGAUGGCAUCGGCCUGAUGAACCUUGGCCCGUUCGUCGGCAACCUGAUCGGCAGCUUUUAUUCCGGGCUAUUGAGCGAUCGCUCCGUGCGCUGGCUUGCGCGGCGCAAUGGUGGUUACUACGAGCCCGAGAUGCGGCUGUAUCUGCUGCUGCCACCUGCUCUAUUCAUGGCAGGGGGCAUUAUUAUGUUCGGGACAACUGCGGACCGGGGCAUGCAUUGGAUCUACCCCUCGAUCGGUGGCGCCUUCUUCGCCUUUGGUCUCGGCGCCAUCGGCGACGCGGCCCUCACUCUCGUCAUCGACGCGUAUCGCCCGCUGACAGCCGAAGCCUUCGUCGGCAUCGCCUUUGUGCGCAAUGCCGUCGGUAUUCCGAUCCCCUUUGUUAUUACCCCGUGGAUGGAGCGCAGCGGUCUCUCGAACAUGUUCAUCGCCGCCGGCAUAAUCUCAUUUGUUAUCAGUAUGUUGUUUGUGCCGCUUAUCAUCUGGGGCAAGAAGAUCAGGAGGGCGCUGGCGCCACGAUAUUAUGAGCUGCUGGAGAAGCAGGGUGGAUUGAUAGCCGCACAAGGCCAAGUGAGUGCAGAAGUAACGGGUUGA
Molecule: messenger RNA, 1632 nt
Organism: Diaporthe amygdali
Lineage: Eukaryota; Fungi; Ascomycota; Sordariomycetes; Diaporthales; Diaporthaceae
Product: MFS transporter
Exons: 6
Coding region: 1-1632 (543 amino acids)
Biological process (GO): transmembrane transport
Molecular function (GO): transmembrane transporter activity
Source: RefSeq, a predicted model, not a curated record